Messenger RNA from Macrosiphum euphorbiae (potato aphid), 1167 nucleotides. The record is from the annotation of a GenBank genome assembly. Lineage: Eukaryota; Metazoa; Arthropoda; Insecta; Hemiptera; Aphididae.
AUGAUCAGUUCGUAUCAGAACUUCAGCGGCGUCGCCGCCACCGCCGCCGCGUACAACCCGAUGGCGUACAGCCACCACGCUGGCCACGGACAACACAUUCAGUCCAUGUACGGCGGCGCCGUGGCCGCGGCCGCGCACCAGGCCGCCUACCACGCUGGCCAGCAGCCGGUGGCCUACAACCCAGCGGAUUACGGGUCACCUGUGGCGCCGCCACAGCAGUCCAGGUACUACGAAUCGCCCAACAGGCCGCCGAUGACCACGACAGAACCGCCGAACCGCAAGAAACCCGUUCCGCAACAGCCGCCCGUCCAGUUCACCAGAGUCCAAGGCGGAGUGCCCGGAGGUAAGACUUCGCUGCACGCUGUGCUGGACUACGACGUCGACGAAGAAGAGGAAUCAGUAGAUUACUACGACGAAACUUACAGUCACAGCGGAGUGACGCCUAUCCAGGGUCCUAUAUUUUUAAGAAAUGGUUCUGUGCCGGUCGUGCCGUUGUACGGUUACCAAAAAGUGAGCAACGGAUCUUUGCUGCAGAUACCGGUAUUUUGGACUGCUCUUUCAUUUGCCUUAGGAUAUGAAAUUGGAGGAGAUGUGAUUCGUGGGACUCCGUGUAUUAAAAGAAAUCACCAAUUGUUUUGUCCGACAGCAGGAAAAAGUUACCCAGUAGACCGAAUCGACAGAUUUAUCGAUGAAAAUAAAGCGCUCAUGAAACGAAUGUAUGGCGAUUUCGAAAUGAUGGAGAACGGGCCAUUUCCCAAGGCAAAAAGAUCGACAUCUCGGAAAAGAAGACAGGACUCUAGUUUUUCGGACAAUCAAUCGAAACCGAAUAAGCUUCCGACCAGAGGCCAGCCCGCAGAUUCUGGAAGGGUAGACUCUUGCGAAUCUAAAGUAGAAGUGGUCACUCCGUAUUGGGCUUCGAACAGCGUGGGUAAGACCAGAGCGAUCGUUAACACCGAACACUUCGAACAAGCUAUUCAUCAAGAAGUUUGCACUAAGACGCUCACCGGACGCUGUUCAGGGGACUGUGGAUGCGAACAAAAGUAUAAAUGGCACAGGCUGUUAGCGUACGAUCCCGACAAUGACUGCAAAGGGAUAUUUAUGGAUUGGUUUUUAUUCCCGUCUUGCUGUGUGUGUCGAUGCGAUUCUGCAACCCCGAACAAUGUUUAG